GCGGGCGGCGGGGGCCAGGGCUAUUACCACCCGGCCGGGGGGAGCCCCGCCGCAGCCUACCAGCCGCCGCCUCCGCCCCCCCCCGCGCCGCCUGCUGCUGCCCCCUGCGGCGGGAUCGCCUGUCACGGGGAGCCCGCUAAGUUUUACGGAUACGAUAACUUACAGAGACAGCAGAUUUUUACGACACAGCAAGAGGCCGAGCUGGUCCCAUAUCCUGACUGUAAAUCGUCCAGUGCUAAUAUUGGCGAGGAACCAGACCACUUAAAUCAGAGCUCGUCUCCUGCUCAAAUGUUUCCCUGGAUGAGAGCACAAGCUCCCGGUAGGAGGAGAGGAAGACAGACCUACAGCCGCUUCCAGACUUUAGAGCUGGAAAAGGAAUUCCUUUUUAACCCUUAUCUGACCAGGAAGAGGCGCAUUGAGGUCUCCCACGCACUAGGACUCACCGAGAGGCAGGUAAAGAUCUGGUUUCAGAACAGGAGGAUGAAGUGGAAAAAGGAAAACAACAAGGACAAAUUCCCGGCUUCCAGGCAGGAGGGAAAGGAAGAGGAGGCCAAGAAAGAAGCACAUGAUCGGGAAGAGGACAGAGGCGAAGGCCAGAAGAACUGAGGUUCUGCCUCUCAGGUCAGGAGGGAAAGACUGAACUCAAAGGCCGGCCCGAGCUCGGGCUGCGAGCUCCGGCUCGGCUGCCUCGCCCUCUCCGCUUUCUGUCUUCGUUUUCGUACCCUGCGUGGCACGAUCCCGCCACUAAACAGCUGGAAAUCCGAUACCAAAUUGGUAGUCAGUUCUUUUUAAUGAGACGUUUCCGACGUGAUUGAAGUGAAACUUCCCCGUGAUCCGCACCCACACGCGCAGCUUCCGCGAGGCUUUAUUAAUCGAACAAGUGCACUUGUGCUAGGCUAAACCUCCUUCCUUUUUCGUUCUUCUCUUACGCUGAAUAAAUUUAAAAAAAAUAAUAAUUUCUUUGGGGGGUGAUCUUAGGGAAAUAUUUACCUUCUAUUACGGAUAUUUGAUUGAAAUAAACGAAACUUAUUGGCACGCACUGCUAAA
This is a messenger RNA of Gavialis gangeticus (Gharial), 1047 nucleotides long. RefSeq names its product homeobox D8 (gene HOXD8). Lineage: Eukaryota; Metazoa; Chordata; Crocodylia; Gavialidae. Gene Ontology annotation, cellular component: nucleus. The transcript has 2 exons. The annotation marks the transcript as partial. Gene Ontology annotation, biological process: regulation of transcription by RNA polymerase II. Gene Ontology annotation, molecular function: DNA-binding transcription factor activity, RNA polymerase II-specific; RNA polymerase II transcription regulatory region sequence-specific DNA binding. The record is from RefSeq and is a predicted model, not a curated record.